This is a messenger RNA of Gadus chalcogrammus (walleye pollock), 4216 nucleotides long. Its product is annotated as neurabin-1-like. Gene Ontology annotation, biological process: actin filament organization; calcium-mediated signaling; neuron projection development. Gene Ontology annotation, molecular function: actin filament binding. The transcript has 20 exons. NCBI's taxonomy places the organism in Eukaryota, Metazoa, Chordata, Actinopteri, Gadiformes, Gadidae. Bases 570 to 4040 code for a protein of 1156 amino acids. Gene Ontology annotation, cellular component: actin cytoskeleton; cytoplasm; dendrite. The record is from RefSeq and is a predicted model, not a curated record.
AAUGGCUAACCUGCUAAUUGUAUGCUUUUAUGGGCUGAUCCAUGUCUUGCUACUGCUCAGGAGCAACGGCUAGUUUAACAAUGCCAUUGGUUGAGUACAGAGGAUAAUCUUCCCUUGUCCCUGGGUGGCAGCUAGCAAAGAACAGACCAGCGGUCCUUUAGCUCUGUUGAACCAGCUAUGUGUUUGUUGUUCUGAUCAGGGGGAUGGACGCAUGUGCUUCUUUGGUUUUCCAAGCGUUGAAUUAUAAACAACAAGGACCACUACUGUUUGGGUUUGCAACUAUAGUGUUUGAGGCAAGCCAUUCUAAAUACAGACUUGGAAGUGAAACUGCUUUGUGUAGCACAGGACGGAGGCGAUGUGGCAGUAGAUAGCAUGGACUGCAAACAGAGCCAGCGCUUAUCUUCAACUAUCUAACUUUCUAUUGAGGAUUGAACGGGACCCAAUGGAAGCCGAGCGCCACUGGGAUUAGAUUUGCCAGUACCGCAGUAGGUCACGCCAGACAACUUACUUCCAUGUUCUAAUCAGGCCACUGCUAUGUUGAAAUCCCCUCUGGCUCUAAAGGCGACAUCAUGCUGAAGACAGAGGCUUCCGGGGAGAGGACCACCCUGCGGAGUGCCUCGCCCCAUCGCAACGCCUACCGCGCCGAGUUCCAGGCCCUUAAGAAGGCCUUCGACCAGCCCCUCAUUGAUGGAGGCUCCAAGCCCAAGGGCCCCGAGCGGCCCAAGCAGCCCAGGGGCCGCCAGUACGGCGCCCACGUCAGCCGCAUCAAGGACAUGUUCAUGCAGAUGGGCACCGAGCUCCCCGGGGCUAAGACCCGGGACGAGCUCUCUCCCCAGAAGACGGCCCAGCCCGGCAACUCCGUCAACAAGGCCGACGGCUUGGUGCUGAAGCUCCAGCACUCGCUGUCGGCCGAGCGGAUCGGCGCCGUGGGAGCCAAGUUCUCCGAGACCAGGAUGCGGUUCGAGCAGCAGUCCCGCGACCAGUCGCAAUCGCCCGUCUACCCCCACGGGCGGGACAAGAGGGGGUCCCACGAGCACCUGGACGACUGGCGGGGCAGCAGAUCCAACCGAGGCAGUACGGACUCGUUGGACUCCCUGUGCUCCCGGGCGGAGGCGUCCUCGCCCACCGUCAGCCAGCUCAGCGCCGUCUUUGAGAACGCAGACCAACAGUCGGACCGACAGGGCGCGCACCACAGAGGCGUCAGCAGGCGGGCCCUCUACUCCCCGGACGGGAACCACCGGGGCCACGGAGGGGACCUCAGCGAGGACGACUCCCGCCAGUCCCCCGUCCGCGGUUCCCACCGUAACCGGAAAGGGGGCAAGCUCCCCGCGUCCGCGUCCGCCGAGGACCUCCUCUGCCCGAGUCCUCAGGCGGAGCCCGUAACAGGGUCCCCGCAGAGGUCGGACACGCUCGGCCAGGCUGCAGACGGCCCCGGCGACAGGGGGCGAGGCGUGUCGGCCGCACAGACCAACGGAGGUCAGGUCAACGGAUCGUGCGGUGAGGAGGACAAAGAUUCCGGAAGGAAAAACCUGGAGGAAGACAUCCUGUCCAAUUCUUUAGCGAAUGCGCUUGACGCAGAGGACAGCCGAGACUCUGGGGCCCCGGUGAAGGACGGCCAGGACGCUCCCGGAGGAGAGAAGGUUCGAGACAGCGGCAAAGAGCCAGCGGACGGCCGCGACGAGGACUACGCGGGGAACGAGCGUAUCAUUUUUAACGCAGACGGAGACGCCUGCUACCAGGGCUGGGGGGAGAGCUGCACGGACCCGGAGGACGACUUCUACGGAGACGACGACGACGACACCGUCUACGACCCGGGUGCUGAGCUCACGGAGAUCCCCGGUCUGCCGGAAGAAAACCAGGAAGACGUCCCUCCGAAGAGGAAGAUCUGCUUCAGCACGGCUCCUAUGACGGUGUUCAACACCUACGCCAACGAGGACUACGACCGGCGCAACGAGGAGGUGGACCCCGUGGCCUCGUCGGCCGAGUACGAGCUGGAGAAGAGGGUGGAGAAGCUGGAGCUCUUCCCCGUGGAGCUGGAGAAAGACGACGACGGCCUGGGCAUCAGCAUCAUCGGGAUGGGGGUGGGCGCCGACGCGGGGCUGGAGAAGCUGGGCAUCUUCGUGAAGACCGUCAUCGAGGGCGGGGCCGCCGAGCGCGACGGCAGGAUCAAGGUGAACGACCAGAUUGUGGAGGUGGAUGGGACCAGUCUGGUCGGGGUGACCCAGAGCUUCGCAGCCACCGUUCUCAGGAACACGUCGGGAGUGGUCCGCAGGUUUGUGAUUGGUCGAGAGAGGCCGGGCCAGCAGAGCGAGGUGGCGACGUUGAUCCAGCAGACCCUGGACCAGGAGAAGAGGCAGAGGGAGCUGCUGGAGCAGCAGUACGCCCAGUACGACGCAGACGACGACGAGCAGACGGGCGAGUACGCCACGGACGAGGAGGACGGCGGGCCGCCGGGGGGGUCCGGCGGAGACAAGAGCAUCGAGGUGUUCGACCUCCCUGAGAACGAGGACGUCCUCACCCCCUCCGAGGUGGACGCCGGAAAACUCUACCAGAAGUUCAGAGAGCUGCAGAUCAAACACACAGUCACCGAGGCCGAGAUCCAGAAGCUGAAAAACAAGCUGGCGUCGGUGGAGCGGGAGAAGCAGCGCUGGGAGAAGGAGAAGAGCCAGCUGAAGGCCAGCAUCGAGGAGAACAAGGAGAGGAUGAUGAAGCUGGAGGGCUACUGGAUCGAGGCGCAGACCCUCUGCCACACGGUCAACGAGCACCUGAAGGAGGCCCAGGCGCAGUACCAGACCCUGGAGAAGAAGUACAACAAGGCCAAGAAGCUCAUCAAGGACUACCAGCAGAAGGAGGUGGAGCUGGUCCAGAAGGAGGAUGCUGAGAGGAAGAGGCUGGAGGAGGCAGAGGAGGCCCACCUGGCGGAGAUCCAGAGCCUGCAAGUCAGGAUUGCGACGCUGGAGUCGGAGCUGAUGCAGCUGAUGAAGCAGAACGGCAUCCAGGUCAACAACAACAACAGUAACAGCAACAGCAACAACAGCAGUCGCAGUAACAGUAGCGCCGCCGCCGACAGGUCCCGCCCCCAGCAGCAGCCAGGUGGGGCCCCUGCGCAUACGCUGACCGCAGGGUUGGAUUCUCCCAGUAGAAAGCCGACCCACGGCGGUCGGGUGCGAGGCAGCAUCAGCUCUACAGAGGGAGAGGUGUCAGAGAGUACAACAGGAAGUCCCGCCCAUAGCCGGAGCGGUUCGGUGCGCAGCGCGGCGUCCUUCGACGGCGUGGGACUCAGGAAUCCCGGCAGCACUGAGGGUUCGCCGAGACGUUCACUGCUGCCGCAGGGAACCAAUCAGGACGGGUGCCAGUCUCACAUGGUGUCUGGAGCGGCUGGCAGUGGGGAGGAGAGCCCCAACAGACAGGCCCCGGGGCCCGGAGUCUCGCUACGGCAAAGCAGAACCAAGGAUCCCCGGGCAUCGCCGGGAAACAGUUCCACGGAGCCCUCGGUGGAGGACAGUCCAGAGAAACUCACGGCCAAGAACUUUUUAACCUGGCCCCACUUCUUCUCCUAUUCAUAUUAUUUGGGUCCGGCCCUCAGCGCCGACAGCAGCAGCAGCAGCUCGGUGGAGAUCAGCAGCCUGCUGAACGAGGCCAAGAUGUCGGAGCGCUCCCACGCGCCGGCCCUCUCUUCAGACGAGAUCCUAGACGAGGCCCAGUUCCCCAGGCAGCACCAGGGGCCGAACCUCAGCGUGACAGAGUGGACCCCCCAGCAGGUGGCCCGCUGGCUCAUCGGACUCCACCUGGAACUCCAUGUCCCAGAAUUCACUGCCAAAAACGUGGACGGGGAGCGCCUCCUGCAGAUGGAGAGCAACGAGCUGAAGGCCCUGGGCGUCUCGUCGUCCCAGGACCGGGGGCUGCUGAAGAAGAAGAUCAAGGAGCUGAAGGUGCUGCAGGACAAGACCCGGAGGAACCGGGAAAAGCUGGAGAGGCAGCGCGACAAGCUCCGCCAGAGAGAGCAGGAGCAGCAGAGACAGAGCCAGGACGAGCCCUAGGACGAGCCCUAGGCGCCCCGGGGGAGCCCGGCACCUCCCCCUACUGUCGUUCUUAUCACGCUCCCCGCACCCAGUAGCACCUCGAGACCCCUGGACAUCGCCAAGGACCCCCGUGUCCUCAGUGGGGUGUCCUUAAAGAUGCCCGAUGCUGCUCAAAUAUUCCACAUGGCUCAGUG